UUACCCGUUGUCGUUCCUGAAAGGAAAGCAAUGUCCAGAAACCUGAGUCACGCGUAAGGGAGCUCACCAAUCCAAGAGGUGGAAGAGCCACGCUGCAUCGCUCCGUUCUAUGCCCCAUCGCUUUGUUGCACGUAGAAACUCACCAAUUCGGAUCAGCUGCGUCCCUGUGUAUGUACGUGCCAAUCACAGGGGCAUUUGUCAUACGGAGGCCUUAACUUUACCGUCAACGUCCAGUCUCGCGAACGCCGCUGCGAUGGAACCAAAUCUCAGCUCAAUCUAAGGAGCAAAGAAAAGACUGCCGUGACACCUUUGGUUACCAUUCGUGUGAGCCAUUUGUGUACCAUAUGCUUUAGUUCUCGCAAGCUCUUCGCAUCUUCUGGUGUGAGCUUCGGCAGAAACCUGCUUCGUUCAGCCGCCAAUGCAAAGAAUGCCUCAAACUCAGCACAGGUCACGGACUCGCAUCUGUCCUGCAUGUGCAAGACACGUCUGUGAGGAACGAUGAACCACUAUCAGGCAGACCCGGUCCAGCUCUUCGAAGAGCUUUUCUGCGUCUGAAAGGUUUGACACAACCGCAGGCAGGUGGUACUGGUCCUAUCAGUUACCUAGAGUGAGGCUUUUACCUUCGGGAAUCAUGUCAAACAUCGCGGGGCACCUGAGAUUGAAGCAGAGAACAUCACUAGUGUUCAGGUGAACGGAGCUGGAGCUGACCAGGCAACAAGGUCUGCUUGAUCUAUCCGGCCAUCGUCUGGGGCAAACACGCAGGAACAGCCAAAUGGCUUAUCUCGAUAUGUCGCUGGCUUACUGUCUUCAUCAAUCAGGCGGAAUGCCACGUUUGGGUCACGGAACCGUCGAAUAACCCUCCUCCUGAACCUCUCGAGAGUCUGUGAGUCUUUAAACCAGCACGCCACCUUGUGUUGGAGUGUCCACAAGCGCAUUACCUUCGUCCAGCGCCUGAAGAUCCUCGUCUGCGUGUCUGGAAGGGCGCUUGUGGUGUGGCAACCAACAUGCGAGUGAGUUAUAGAAAUCGACAAACUCUCGCUCUCUCACAAAGCCAAAGGGAUACUGGUCAAGCAGCUCGAACACUCGGAACCCCAGAGACACGGAGAGGCGCAGCUGGGAUACGACGUUGGGCAACAUUGCUGCUCUAUGUGAUUGAUGUAUUCAUCUUACCUGGAGAUUGGUAAGUAAGGCCAAAAAAUCGUCUGAGAUUGGUGCCAAGCGAGGAGCGAAGUGUGUGCACACUCAACGCGGAGAAAAGAUGUGACGGUACCUGAAUUGAUGAUGCCGUCACUAUCGCCAUCGGCAUCUGAUGAAAGAGUUGGAUGCAUCCAUCAUGUGUUCCGCAUGAGCUUUGUCCGGCCGACGUUUAAAAGCAGCGGCGAGCGAGCCAUACUUAUCAAUCAUCGACCUGGAAGGAAGUGGGCCAAUUCACAAUGUCAGAUAGUAUCCUUCGAGUUCCUACUCGUGGAUGUCGCAGCAAGCCUGACGAACUGCAAGGACACAACAUAUGCUUAUUUCUGUCCAGAAGUACUGACGUAGUCGGUGAGCUCACGUUUGGCGAUGUCCUUAAAAGGCUCAUCGUCCCCUCCAUCCGCGCUGGCUGAUGCAACAUGCAUCGACUCGUCAGCUGCUUCGGAUCUGGCAAUGGAUAAACAAAUGAAUUGGAGCGACGUAGGAAGGGCAUGAACACGCGCAGACCGUGCACGGGAUGGUGUGCCUCGCUUGGUAAGCUGCAUCAGAUCAUCCUGCAGCAGACCCUCCAGGUCAUCACCAGGAAUGUGACACCUGCAGAAAAAGCGUGUCUUGCUUACGUAGAGACAAACUACACUCGGGCAUACCUUACGAACACCACGGCCAUCUCGUAGAUAUAUGCAGCGGAUGCCGUGUCAAGAAGAAACUCCAGCUCGCCACCCAUUACGCGAAAUGAAGCCACCACACUGCGACACUAAGAGUGAAGAACAAGAAUAUUAGGCAGUAUUGUGCGCAGAUAUCAACAAUUAAUCCUACCCAGUCCCUUCUUAGUUGCCUGUUGGCGAACUGGUCAAGCAUGUACGACCGUGGAUCUGUCGUGUCUUCAUUCAUCUCCUCCAUCAGGUCAGGCGCUUUGAGGCUCGCCUCUAGGUGAGCAAGCGCCUUGACUGCGUGGUGUAAGGCCUCAGCGUGCCUGUGAAGACAGUCGGCAUUGUGUUGGAUUCACCGACGCUGGCAUAUUCCUACUGACCUCUUCAUCUGUGAGAGCACAGCUGACAAAUUUGUCCGCGUGUGAGCCAAAAGCAGGCAUACUCCAGACCAGCUGUCCCGAGCGUCCCUGUCCGGCGUGACGAUGAUCUUGUCUGCUUGCUCAUGAGGUUUGCGAGGUCCCUCCUCAUUCUUUGUUUCAGCCCACUGAUAAUGGCGAUUCACUGCAGCAUCAUGUAGAAGCUGCAGAAAAGGCGCAGGAAGCACAACUUGAACUGCUGCUCCGGAUUGACAAUGAAUGUCAUGCAGGUACAACUUGCUCAAGGGGUCACAGAACUGACAUUACCACCUUUUCCAGCAACGACGCCUUUUGAAGGUACGACAGGGCGGAAUGGUGAUUGUUCAGCCUGUCGGAAACCAUUGUGACCGAACGGAGAUUCCAUGCAGGGCUGGCGUCACAGGCGCGUCUGCUUGGGUCACCCUCGAUGGUAUGCAGCAAACGCAUUCAAUAAAACCAGCUGGCACCGCGUGAACUCAAGUGGCAUUACACUACUCUGAAUGCACAGCAAACACACUGGGCCAACUCCACUACAGACCCAAGUGGUAGCUACUUACGUGUUGAUACGAUCUUUUCCACGCUGCAAGGGCCUCCUCCGCUGCCCGAAGACUGUUCAUGGCGUCCGAAAACCGACUCGAGUUUAUCAGCAAGGCCACUCGGUGGGUUGCAUCGUCGACGACGCGGUAGAAAUGGAUCUGGAUUGCAAUUGCUGGAUUGAGUUAAAAGGGCCAUGUGCUUCUCUUCUCUGUCACUCACCUCCUGGGGGUCCAGUUGCGAGACUCUCGUCUCGUCAUCCUCAUUGCGCUCCGCCUUCGACAACGCCCUGCACAGCUGAUAGAACAUAGACAAACAUUGGGACAGAUCAAUGUCGUGUGUUUCGGCUUGAAGCUCUUACGUCAUCGAAUGCGGUGAGCAAGGUUUUCCCUCGCAGCAACAGGUUCUCCAUUUGGAUGUCGCUACAGACUCUUGCAGGAACUGAGAAACGGAACAGGGGGCGAUUCGGAAGAGGACUUGGGGCCCAACUUGCUCAAUCCGGGAUGAAGUGGUCCGGCUGUCGAGCUACGCGUUCGCGUUUCGGGCAAUGCGUGAAUAUGAGCUGGGGGCCGCAUGCAAAAGCCCCCGACAACGGAACUGAGGGGAUUGCGAGCUUGGCGACCGCGGUGGCAAUUCCGAGAAACGUAGAGUUCAUUGAGGAGGGCGUCAAAAAGUGGGAGCGCCGACGACAGGCCGGUGAAUGUGUCUGUGUGAUGGACAGGGAUACGUGGACCGCAGACCGACCGGAUGGCAUGCAACAUACGUGAUGUGCACACACACAGAAAAUCUGAGGGAUGUGUAGCGAGUUGUAGUCGCCCAGAUGUCUGUCUGUGCGACCUCGCCCAUUGACCAUUGGCAAGUCGUCGCUUGCUGGCUUUGAUUUGCAAACCUUCAUGAUCGUUGCUGCAUUGCAGAAGGGGGGGUGCAGCCUUCGCGGCCGCCUCCCCUAGCGGACAUUGCUGCAAACACCUGAUCGAAGAAAUCAACACACGGAAGAAUGGCACUCGAGGCCAGUCCUGCCGCAUAGAUGGGUGAAG
Vitrella brassicaformis is the source of this 3807-nucleotide messenger RNA. The record is from the annotation of a GenBank genome assembly. NCBI's taxonomy places the organism in Eukaryota, Vitrellaceae.